Molecule: messenger RNA, 1428 nt
Organism: Penicillium lagena
Lineage: Eukaryota; Fungi; Ascomycota; Eurotiomycetes; Eurotiales; Aspergillaceae
Gene: erg8
Product: phosphomevalonate kinase
Exons: 2
Coding region: 1-1428 (475 amino acids)
Biological process (GO): isopentenyl diphosphate biosynthetic process, mevalonate pathway; ergosterol biosynthetic process
Cellular component (GO): peroxisome
Molecular function (GO): ATP binding; phosphomevalonate kinase activity
Source: RefSeq, a predicted model, not a curated record
AUGACCCCCUUUCGAUCGGUGACGGCAUUGUCCGCCCCUGGAAAGGUCCUUCUCACCGGUGGCUACCUCGUCCUCGAUCGUAGCUACACCGGUACCGUUUUUGCACUUGACGCACGCAUCCAUGUCAUCGUCCAGCAGUUGAGGAAGGGUCACCACCGAGACCCCGCCUCGCCAAAUUACACCCGACCAGAGGCCGGCGCUCAGGAGGCAGAGGAUACUGUCAUUGUGCGCUCCCCACAAUUCGUGGACGCAGUGUGGGAAUAUGGUAUACAGCGCUGUGAAAAUGGUGGGGGAAUUAAGGCGGUCCAGAAAGGCGAAGGACCCCGGAAUCCCUUCGUCGAGACCUCGUUAAGUUACGCUUUGACCUACAUCAGCUACGUCGCCAACUCCAAGGACUUUGGAUCGCUCAUAAUCACCAUCCUCGCCGACAACGACUACUACUCUGAGACGGCUGCUUCCAAGGGCCCCGCAUCCCGAGCGCGCGGGGGACGAUUUGCCAACUUCGGUGUUCCUCUACAGGAUGCUCAUAAGACUGGAUUGGGCUCGUCGGCUGCGCUGGUGACUGCGUUCGUCUCGGCUCUGGUCAUCCAUCGCACCAUGCACGCAGACGACCUCGGCGCGGGUCGCGACAAGCUCCAUAACCUGGCACAAGCGGCACACUGCGCGGCCCAGGGCAAGGUGGGAUCAGGAUUCGAUGUGGCCGCUGCCGUGUACGGGUCGUGUCUCUACCGACGGUUUUCGCCCGCGAUUCUGGAGGCGGUUGGCGAUGUGGGCUCUGCAGGGUUCGAGGAGCGGCUCUUUGCAGUAGUCGAGGAUGCCGACCCACAACAUCCCUGGGACACCGAGUGUGUGGAUUUUGGGAUGCAGCUCCCGCGCGGGCUGCAGAUGGUUCUGUGCGACGUUGAAUGUGGCUCGCAGACACCUACGAUGGUCAAGAAGGUCCUGGAGUGGCGGAAGAACAAUCGGAGCGAAGCCGACGUGCUUUGGGCCAGCCUCCAGAAGAACAACGAGUGUCUCCGGCAGGAGCUGAAGCAUCUGGCCCAGCAUCCUGACGCCAACCCCGACGGCGAUUUCUCCGAGGUCCGUUCCUAUGUCCACCGUACGCGACACCACAUCCGCACGAUGACCCGCCUGACGGGCGUCCCCAUCGAGCCGCGUGUGCAGACGGAACUACUCGACGCCAUCUCGGAGAUUGACGGUGUUGUCGGCGGCGUGGUGCCUGGUGCUGGCGGCUACGAUGCCAUUGCGCUGCUGAUCCGGGACGAUCCCGCGGUGAUCUCCCGGCUCAAUGAGAGCUUGACGAAUUGGACGAGCUCGGUAGAAGACGAUUUUGGCGGGAAGAUUGGCCAUGUGCGCCUGCUGGGCGUGCGGCACGGGUCUGAAGGAGUGAAGAACGAAGUGCUGGAUCAAUACGCCGGCUGGCUCUAG